This is a messenger RNA of Penicillium brasilianum, 930 nucleotides long. The record is from the annotation of a GenBank genome assembly. NCBI's taxonomy places the organism in Eukaryota, Fungi, Ascomycota, Eurotiomycetes, Eurotiales, Aspergillaceae.
AUGUCUCCUGCUAUCGCCCAUGCCGGUGCUGGCGCCGCCUCCAAGGAUGUCAAGCGGGAGUCCGCGACUGCUCGUCUGCUCGGUUCCGGCUCUGCUGGUAUCGCCGAGUUGAUGGUCUUCCACCCCGUCGAUACCACGGCGAAGCGGUUGAUGAGCAACCAGACCCGGAUUACCUCCGCGGCGGAGUUCAAAAAGGUUGUUUUCAAGGAGUACGCCGAUGCCACCGUCGGCCGCAAGUUCACCUCCCUGUUCCCCGGUCUCGGAUACGCCGCUGGUUACAAGGUCCUCCAGCGUAUCUACAAGUACGGUGGUCAGCCCUUCGCCCGCGACUACCUCGCCCAGCACCACGGUGCUGCUUUCGAUAAUGCUUUCGGAAAGGGAACUGGCAAGGCCAUCAUGCACGCAACUGCUGGCAGUUUGAUCGGCAUUGGAGAGAUCGUCCUCCUCCCUCUGGACGUCCUGAAGAUUAAGCGUCAGACUAACCCCGAGGCCUUCCGUGGCCGUGGUCUGUUCAAGAUUAUCUCGGAUGAGGGUAUGGGUCUGUACCGUGGUGCCGGUUGGACUGCUGCCCGUAACGCCCCCGGUUCCUUCGCUCUCUUCGGUGGCUCUGCUUUCGCCAAGGAAUACAUCUACUCCCUCACGGACUACAACGCCGCUUCUUGGUCUCAGAACUUCGUUGCCUCCGUGUGCGGUGCUAGCGCCUCGCUCAUCGUCUCCGCUCCCCUGGACGUGAUCAAGACCCGUAUCCAGAACCGCAACUUCGAGAACCCCGAGUCCGGCUUCCGGAUCGUCUCCAACAUGAUGAAGCACGAGGGAUUCCCCUCCUUCUUCAAGGGCCUGACCCCCAAGCUCCUGAUGACCGGUCCCAAGCUGGUCUUCAGCUUCUGGCUCGCCCAGACUCUGAUCCCUGCCUUUGGCCAGGUUGUAUAG